AUGUCUCCCGAAGAAAUUUAUGAUAACUAUAAUCCAGGUCCGACAAAUCCAGACGGUUCUGUUAAUUUUGAAUGUCAUUGUGUUUCACAUAUUGUUGCUAGCCCUUGUGGAUAUGAUUUUAGAAAAGCAAUGACAUGCCAAAAAUCUGCAAGUGAAAAAGAAUUGGAGGAGGGGGCGUGUGGAGAAGAAUUUAUGAAAUUUUUGGAAUGUGUCAUGUCGACUGGUUGUUUUAGAAGGACUCCAGAAGAAGAGUUAAACUCAAAGAAGGAUAUUGACUGA
This is a messenger RNA of Meloidogyne enterolobii, 279 nucleotides long. NCBI's taxonomy places the organism in Eukaryota, Metazoa, Nematoda, Chromadorea, Rhabditida, Meloidogynidae. The record is from the annotation of a GenBank genome assembly.